This is a messenger RNA of Phytophthora nicotianae INRA-310, 621 nucleotides long. RefSeq lists its product as hypothetical. Bases 80 to 394 code for a protein of 104 amino acids. Lineage: Eukaryota; Oomycota; Peronosporomycetes; Peronosporales; Peronosporaceae. The record is from RefSeq and is a predicted model, not a curated record. The transcript has a single exon.
UUAUGAUGUGAAAGCCGGUACAUGUCACUAUCAAGCGGGAAUUUAAUGCCUCUGUUGCAGGAAAAGAAGUAUCGUCAAGAUGAGCGUGGAGACAUUGGGGUUGGUGCUGAACGACGGGCACGGGCUGCUGCUCAAGGCGGAGGGAGACCUCGCGUACACGGCGCGUGACCAAAAGAACGGAUUCUUCACGUGUAUCGCUGAAAAGGCCAUCGAUCUGGGACAAUUCGCUGAGGGGGACGACGACGACGCGGCCGAACCGGACGAGGAUCAGCCACUACCCACCGUGCGCCUGGAGACGAGCAGGCGCUCGCUGCUGAUCGCCAAGUUCGAGACGGGCGGACGUGAGCGCACGCUCGUGGUGUCGAAGCCUCGAGGCCACGCGAAUACCGAGUGAACAAGAAUUUAAAGAAGGGGAAGAGGAAAUAUGCUAAAAGUUUGUUGUGCUUAUUAUCAAGGGUUGUUGCUUGUCAUAUACCUACGGGGUAGUGUGUCGGUGUGUUACUGGGGACUAAUUAUCGCUCUCGACUGAAUGUUCGUUCUCCUCCUUCUCGUGCGUCUUCUUGUGUCGAGCAAAAUUUGAGACUUGUGUAAACUUCUUCUGGCAUCCCUCGUACGGACACA